CCUCCGGCUCUCCCCCGCCGCAGCGAGGCCGCCCCAGCCGCCGCGGGCAGCCCCCCGGGGUGCCCCCUGCUCCUCGCGGACAAGAGCCUGUGCGGCCUGAAAGGCGGCAAGGAGCCCGUGGUGUACCCCUGGAUGAAAAAGAUCCAUGUCAGCACCGUCAACCCCAAUUACAAUGGAGGGGAACCCAAACGCUCCCGAACCGCCUACACCAGGCAGCAGGUCUUGGAGCUGGAGAAGGAGUUUCAUUUUAACCGUUACCUGACCCGGCGGCGUCGCAUCGAGAUCGCUCACACGCUCUGCCUCUCCGAGCGCCAGGUCAAGAUCUGGUUUCAAAACCGGAGAAUGAAGUGGAAGAAGGACCACAAACUGCCCAACACCAAGAUGCGCUCCUCGGCCCCGGCCCCGGGCAGCCAGCCCUCCAAGGCGCAGACUCAGGGCCCGCAUCUUGCCCCUCGCCACCAGCCAGGUGCCUCCACACCCAACUCCUCCACGCUAUAAUCGUCCACCUCCCCAGACCUAUUUGAUUCCCUCCCUGCUUCUUCCUUUCUUCUUCUGCUCCUCUUCCCGCACCCUCCCCCCCCCCUUCUGUCUGGACCAAAAAUAAACACGACCCGACACCCUACUCCGCGUUUGUAAAUAAUAAAAAUGAGAGAGAGGGAUAGAGGGAGAGAGAGAAGACAUGAUCUCUGCUCGGCAGAGGAGUCCAGGUUGUCACCCAGGUCUGGACCCAGUUCAGAUACUGGCCCGCUAGCCUACCAGUGGGAUUGUUUAUUUAUGGAAAUGCUCGCAGAGCUGGGAUAUGAAGUUCGGUAUCCAACUGCCAAGGACUCCGUUGUAUGCAGUAUUUUUGAAAAGGCUAAAAUGAACAGUCCUAUCCAGUGGUGGCUAGCAGUGCAGUUCUCGGGAAAUAGUCACCUACAUAGAGUGCAAACAAAAGGACCGGCCCCUCCCCCCUCGUACGCUCCCCCACCCACCCAAAGCAGGUUGCAAAAACUGCUCCGGAACUGAGAAGAGGAGAGAGGCCGUUUGGAAUGUCACAAGGUUAUUUAAUUGGUCUCCAGGUGUAUAGUCCCUGAUGAUAUUUGUGACACAUUCGUUUCUCUUUAUCUCAUUUAUUUAAAAUAUUGUUAGAGGUUUAUUGUUGUCUUACUCUCUGGCCCAGCUCUAACUGGCAAGAGGGGGCCCAUUUAGAUCCACGUGAGACUGUAAAUUGUGGGUUUUGGUGUAACUGUAUAUAGAGCCAAGUGCUGAGAAUAAAUCCUGUAAAACAACAACAACAAACCGUGAUAUUA
Molecule: messenger RNA, 1292 nt
Organism: Gracilinanus agilis (Agile Gracile Mouse Opossum)
Lineage: Eukaryota; Metazoa; Chordata; Mammalia; Didelphimorphia; Didelphidae
Gene: HOXA4
Product: homeobox A4
Exons: 2
Biological process (GO): embryonic skeletal system morphogenesis; anterior/posterior pattern specification; regulation of transcription by RNA polymerase II
Cellular component (GO): nucleus
Molecular function (GO): RNA polymerase II cis-regulatory region sequence-specific DNA binding; DNA-binding transcription factor activity, RNA polymerase II-specific
Source: RefSeq, a predicted model, not a curated record